Paramecium octaurelia is the source of this 678-nucleotide messenger RNA. NCBI's taxonomy places the organism in Eukaryota, Ciliophora, Oligohymenophorea, Peniculida, Parameciidae. The record is from the annotation of a GenBank genome assembly.
AUGACUUAAUCUUCCUUAAGAUAAAAAUAUUAUACACUGCCAAUACAAUAAACCUCUAUAGAAUAAUAUUCUAAGUCAUCUAUUAAGGAUUCAGAUUAAAUUCUAAAGUAAUUAACCGUGCCUUUGAAAAUAUAAUUAAAUGCUUAUAAGCCAAUUGCUAAAAAUUUAUUUUCUAAAUCACUUUAUAAAUAACAAUAUACAGAUUGUAAAAGUGAAAGGGUCAGACCCAUAAUUUAAGACUAAAAUAUGUACAUUUUAAAUACUUUGGAAUUGGAUGAUGAGAGCGUGUACAGAAGAUCGUAUAGAUCUCGAACAUUUGAUGAGAAAACUGAACCAAUCAAGCCUUUCGAUGUAAAUAUUUCAUUCACUUUGCCUAUGAGAGGGGCUAAAAGUGUGUAUUAAUGCAAUUUUACCCAGAAGGAAGUUUCGGGUCAGCCAAACAAAAUCAUUAAACCUCAAUCUAAACGGAUGGUUUACAGCAUUUGGGAUAAGAGCAUGAAAACUCAAUAUCAGCACCAUCACACGGGAGAGAAGGGGGAGUUGACAUUAAAAAUCACUCCGAAAUAGAAUUAGCUUUUCAUAAUGAAUUAUGAAAAAACUCCCUAAUCGCAAUAUAGAUACGAUUAUCGAAUGAGAGUUGUAGGAAAUUCAGGUUAAAUGAAUUCAAAUAAAUUUUGA